This is a messenger RNA of Spea bombifrons (plains spadefoot toad), 2155 nucleotides long. It is a transcript of the gene SERPINF1, whose product is annotated as serpin family F member 1. Bases 166 to 1404 code for a protein of 412 amino acids. Lineage: Eukaryota; Metazoa; Chordata; Amphibia; Anura; Pelobatidae. The transcript is spliced from 8 exons. The record is from RefSeq and is a predicted model, not a curated record. Gene Ontology annotation, biological process: negative regulation of endopeptidase activity; negative regulation of angiogenesis; positive regulation of neurogenesis. Gene Ontology annotation, molecular function: serine-type endopeptidase inhibitor activity.
UCCACCUCACUGCACACAGCAAAGCCCAGAUAAAGAGCCUGCAAGGGGGCUCCCCAGCUUCAGAUCCACACAGCCACCUCCUGAGGGUGGGAGCCAGGAGCAGGCAUCCUGUCCCAAGAGACAGAACCAGUGGUUAAAAGGAAUCAUCCUUAUUAAGCACAUACAAUGCAGAUAUACUUGGUAUUCCUCCUCGUUGGAACAAUCUUCUCCUUUACCAGAUCUCAAGAUGCUGCAGAGGAGGUUCCCACUACCCCAGUAGAGGAAGAAGAAGAUCCCUUUUACAAGAGCCCUGUUAACAGGCUUGCUUCAUCAGCAUCAAAUUUCGGAUAUGACCUUUAUCGUGCACAAGUGAACAAGUUUCCGACUAGCAACAUUUUCAUGUCACCACUAACUAUUGCCAGCGCUCUGUCCGGUAUUUCCCUGGGAGGUGGGCAGAGGACAGAGUCGUUGAUUCAUCGUACCCUCUAUUAUGACCUUCUCAGUGACCCUGAAUUACAUGCCACAUACAAGGAGCUACUGGCAAGCUUCCACUCCGCUGACAAAGGAUUUAAAAGCACAUUCCGAGUUGUGCUAGAAAGAAGGCUCAGGAUGCAGAUGAGUUUUGUAACUCAGAUGGAAAAGUUCUACGGUAACAAGCCAAAAGCUUUGACAGGAAGCACUCGAUUAGAUGUCCAGGAAGCCAACGAUUUUGUACAAAAGCAGACUGAUGGAAAAGUAGUGAAAUUUUUUAAGGAGAUUCCUUCUGGUGUUAGUAUCCUCCUACUUGGAGCUUCAUACUUCAAAGGUCAGUGGGCAUACAAAUUCAAUCCUCGGGAAACCGUCCAGCGUGAUUUCCACAUAGAUGAGCAGAACUCCAUUUCCAUUCCAAUGAUGACGGCCAAGAACCUCCCUGUGAGAUACGGCCUGGACUCGGAUUUCAACUGUAGGAUUGUCCAGCUGCCACUUACUGGUGGGGUCAGCAUCAUGUUUUUCCUGCCCCUCACGGUCACCCAGAACCUCACCUUGAUUGAAGAGGGCCUUACGUCUGAGUUUGUUCAUGAUAUCGAUCGGGCACUACAACCUGUCAUCGUAACCCUCAGUAUUCCAAAACUGAAGAUGAAUUACGAGGCAGAGCUUGGAAGUACAAUGCAGGAAACGAAACUUCAGCCCCUCUUUGCAUCCCCUGACUUCAGCAAGAUCUCCUCCAAGGCAAUAAAGCUAACCCAUGUGGUGCACAAGGUUGCCAUGGAGCUGGGUGAAGAUGGCGCAGACAGUGCACCAAAUGUAGACCCCAGAUCUCGUCCUCACACAACUCUGGAAUAUCAUUUGGACCACCCCUUCCUGUUUGUUCUCCGGUCUGAUGAUAAUGGUGCUCUUCUCUUCAUUGGAAAAGUUUUGGACCCAAAAGGACUUGCUCGUAAAUAACGGCCUAGUGCAGUCCUCAAUUAAUGUUUGACUCUUGCCGGACUGUAACAUAUUGCUUUGCAAUGUAUUUUAGUUCUCUCAACAGUCAGGUUUUUAAAUAUUCCGCUAAAGUUUUCACACCAAGACUUCUGAAACAUCUAGUCUUCCCUCCAACCCAACAAGGUAACCAUGCCAGGUCCCACUGCUUUCUAAAUUUCAAGGUGUGUUAUAAAGUAAACCAAACCACAGAUUAAGUAGUCACUUUAAUUGGCUUUAAAGCAAAUGGGCCACUUUAACUUUCUGUAUAUGAUAGAUGCAGGUCUUAUGCAUGCCAUUAAAAAAUGAGACAGAAAGCCCAUAUCCAGUUGAGAAAACUAUGCCAAAGUUGCAGGGUUGUGUAUGCUGCACAAAGUCUUCUUUUCAAUCACAAAACCUUAAAUGGUGCAUAAAACAGUGUGACCGGAUAUUAGCAAAGAGUCCUACACUUACGAAACGGUGCUAGAGCUUUCACCAAUGUGAUAUUCUUCUCUACCCUAUGCUGAAAAUAGGCCUCAUUUUCUCCAAAUGCUUUACCUUUACUCUUUGUCAUUGGUACUGAUGCCAAAUUGAAUAAAAUAAAGUCACUGUCUGCAUGUGACUUUUCCCUUAGUGUCCCGCUGGUUUGUUUUACUGGUAUUUGUUCGAAGGGAUGAGGCAUCACGCUGUGAUAUUUCUCCACUAUCAGCCAAAACAAUUCAAUCUAAUAAAAGCUGUUUUAUGUGCUGCUCAGGAA